GAUGAGUAUCAACCAAGGAAAAAGCAUUUUGCUGAAAUACUGAUGGAGAUUCUAAAAUCUUUGCUCCACGCUCUAAAUUCUGUUACCAUGUUGGACCUUUUUUUUGUUCUGCUGGUCAUGUAUCUGAUAUACUCAGUGAUUUUCUUUUCCAAAGGGAAUAGUAAAGAGCCACCAGGUCCAAUACCCCUUCCCUUGCUUGGAAACCUGCUGCAGCUUGAUUUAAACAGACCCUUCUACACGUUAUUGGAGUUCUCCAAGAAAUAUGGAUCAGUCUUCACUGUGUAUUUUGGUCCCAAAAAAGUGGUGGUCCUGGCAGGAUACAGGACAGUGAAAGACGCCCUUGUUAACCAUGAUGAAGUGUUUGGAGAAAGAGAUGCGUUACAAAUCAUGCAAGAACUUAAUAAAGGACAUGGUAGGAAAAGAAAAAAAGACAAAGCACAUAUAUCCCGCACUCUUUCUAGCUAUUCUCUUAUCUACAUCUUAGGAUUGUUGUGGACCAAUGGUGACACAUGGAGAGAAAUGCGACGCUUCACUUUGAGUAACCUCAGGGACUUUGGGAUGGGUAAAAAAGUGUGUGAGGGAAAAAUCACUGAGGAAUGUCUGCACCUGAUUGAACUUUUGAAAGAUUAUAAAGGAAAGCCUUUUGAUACAAGCCAACCGAUAACCUUUGCAGCCGCUAACAUGAUCUGUUUAAUGGUUUAUGGGAGCAGAUUUGAAUAUGAUGAUCCAGAAUUUAAAUGUAUGGUACAUCGAAUAUCCAAAAUGAACAACCUUUUUGGCUCCACUUCACUUCAGGCCUACAAUCUGUAUCCAUUACUUUUCAAGUGGGUUGCCAACAGAAAGGAGGUGUUCAAUGUGGCUGCUGCUAACAGGAAGCAAAAUGUUGCCUUAUUCAGUCAUUUGAAAAAGACCCUCAACCCAGAGACGUGCAGAGGAUUAGUCGAUGCUUUUCUUGUUCAUAAGAAAAAACUGAAGGAAUCUGGCAUUAACGACAGCCCAUUCAACAAUGAAAACCUCUUAAUGAUGACUACAAACUUGUUCAACGCCGGCACUGAAACGACAGCCACCACUCUAAGAUGGGGUCUUCUUCUUAUGGCCAAAUAUCCAAAGAUACAAGAGCAGGUCCAUGAGGAGCUGAGGAAGGUGAUAGGAGAUCGUCAGGUCCAGGUAGCAGACAGAAGGAGUCUGCCCUUCACUGAUGCCGUUAUCCACGAGACUCAAAGAUUGGUCAACGUUAUUCCUGCUGGACUUCCUCAUAAAACCAGCAGAGACAUCACAUUUCAGGGUUACCUAAUAAAGAAGGGCACUACGGUUUAUCCUCUCCUGACUUCUGUCCUCCAUGAUCCCAGUGAGUGGGAGAAACCCCACAGCUUUCAUCCUGCUCAUUUUCUGGACAAAGAAGGAAAAUUUGUCAAGCGUGAUGCCUUCAUGCCAUUUUCUGCAGGCCGCAGGAUUUGUCUUGCAGAGAGUUUAGCCAGGAUGGAGCUUUUUCUCUUCUUUACCACCCUGCUGCAGCAUUUCCGCUUCACUCCUGCACCCGGAGUCACAGAAGACGAACUGGUUCUGACUGUACAAGGAGGCCUCACUUUCGGCCCUUUACCUCAUAAACUCUGUGCUGUUUCUCGGAUGUGAAGAGGAAGAGCCAGAUAAAUCAAACCUGACAAAACAAAUAGUCAUGAAUAGUUCUUGUAGAAUUGAUCUGUUUAGUGAAGGUUACCUCCUGAAAAGAACAACCUCGAAAAAAAAAAAAUUUAUGAAACAAACUGUUAAAGCUUACAGAAGCAGCUGCUUAGCAACCAGGCUGGCUUUCUGUUACAGUGGCCUCGAAUCACAAGUCAUAUUUAAAUUUCAAAUCAUUCUGGCUAAAACAUAUAUAUAAAUGUACUCUUUAACAGAUGAUAUUGUCCCAAAAGUUAGAAAAUUUCUAUUUAAAAAAAAAAAAGAUCCUGUCUUAAAAUCUGUGGUUCUUCCCCGUCAUCUUAUGCAGGCCAAUUAGUUAUAUGUCAGCCCGAACACC
Messenger RNA from Cyprinodon tularosa, 2017 nucleotides. RefSeq names its product cytochrome P450 2K1-like. Gene Ontology annotation, cellular component: cytoplasm; intracellular membrane-bounded organelle. The transcript has 8 exons. Gene Ontology annotation, molecular function: heme binding; iron ion binding; oxidoreductase activity, acting on paired donors, with incorporation or reduction of molecular oxygen, reduced flavin or flavoprotein as one donor, and incorporation of one atom of oxygen. NCBI's taxonomy places the organism in Eukaryota, Metazoa, Chordata, Actinopteri, Cyprinodontiformes, Cyprinodontidae. Gene Ontology annotation, biological process: xenobiotic metabolic process. The coding region runs from base 43 to 1632 and encodes 529 amino acids. The record is from RefSeq and is a predicted model, not a curated record.